AUGAGUAUUCUUACACCAUUAUCUAGUAUUCUAUCUCAAUCAUUGCACGAACAUUUACCAUAUACAAGUUCUAAAUCAAAUUUAUUAUGUACAUGUGAUCCAAAUACAAUAUUUCGUUAUUCUGCUCGUCGUAAUACAGAUGAUUUACAUUAUUCACCUUAUUCUCUGUCAUCAUUAUCACUAACAUCCAUUCAUCUUUUACGAUUACCACCAGUUGGACUUAAUGCAGCCGUUUAUUUAUGGAAUGCUAAUACAAGUAAUGUAACAAGAUUAUGUGAUUUACAAACUGAAUUAGAUGCAGUAACCAGUGUAGCUUGGAAUGCUUGA
This is a messenger RNA of Rotaria sordida, 327 nucleotides long. The record is from the annotation of a GenBank genome assembly. NCBI's taxonomy places the organism in Eukaryota, Metazoa, Rotifera, Eurotatoria, Philodinida, Philodinidae.